Daldinia vernicosa is the source of this 711-nucleotide messenger RNA. Its product is annotated as HHE domain protein. Bases 1 to 711 code for a protein of 236 amino acids. Lineage: Eukaryota; Fungi; Ascomycota; Sordariomycetes; Xylariales; Hypoxylaceae. The record is from RefSeq and is a predicted model, not a curated record. The transcript has 3 exons.
AUGAUUCGAUACCCAGCAUCCCCCCUUUUGAGCUUCUCUUCCAUCUCACCAAGACCACAACGCUCGCGACGAGUCUUACCAUCUCUCCGCUCAUUUUCUGUCAACGCAGUAGCAAGGGGCCCCGUCCUAAAUAUACUCAAACACGACCAUCACGAGCUAGGAGCAUACUACCCUCAUAUCGUCGGCGACAAGAGCGCAGACGAGCGGACCAGAUACCGGAAUCUCUUCGUGUGGGAGUUAGCACGGCACUCCGUAGCCGAAGAGAUAGUUAUUUAUCCGGCGAUAGAAAGACACGUGAAUAACGGGCGAGACAUAGCAAGCAAAGAUCGCGAUCAGCAUCAGAGCAUAAAGGACCAAUUAUAUCGCCUACAGAACCUAAAGGCAGAAGAUCCGGACUUCGAGCCGACGAUCCGGAGCCUAUUCUCCAAUCUCCAGCAACACGUCAAAGAGGAGGAGGAACAUGACAUACCAGAACUCGAAGCCAAGCUCGACGAAGACUCGCUGUUACGACUGAGGAACUCUUUCGAGCGCACCAAGUCCCUAGUCCCUACACGUAGCCAUCCGCGGUUGCCUAGGACUCUGCCGCUCGAGGCGGCCGCGGCCCUACUGGUCGCUCCUAUUGAUAAAUCGGGACGAUCUACCCGGCAAUGGACGGGGCAGGGGACAACCGGUGUCGUCGCCAGGCUUGGUAACCGGCGACCAGAUAUUUGA